CUCCCCUGCCCCGCCCUGCCGCGCACGCGCGCGGAGCAGGACGGGUCGAUUCACGCAUCCAAAAUGGCGGCCGCAAUGGAUGUGGACGCCCCCAGCGGCACCAACAGCGGCGCCGGCAAGAAGCGCUUCGAAGUGAAGAAAUGGAACGCCGUCGCUCUGUGGGCAUGGGACAUCGUGGUUGAUAACUGUGCCAUUUGCAGAAACCACAUUAUGGAUCUGUGCAUAGAAUGUCAAGCCAACCAAGCAUCGGCUACCUCUGAGGAGUGCACAGUUGCAUGGGGCGUCUGCAAUCAUGCUUUCCACUUCCACUGCAUCUCUCGCUGGCUCAAAACUCGCCAAGUAUGUCCGCUGGACAACCGGGAAUGGGAGUUCCAAAAGUAUGGACACUAGAGAGAUGGUCCCACGCUUCUUGUUAUGUCAUCGAACUCAGUUGUUCUUGUCACUAUGGGUUUGUUUUAGUGACUUGGAAAGUCAGUAAUGUAUACGAUUCUUCUUUCAUGCUAAUUUCUUCCUAUUGUAUACCAUUGAAUAAAGUUGUGCUGGAGCUUCCUGUCAAA
Messenger RNA from Haemorhous mexicanus (house finch), 557 nucleotides. RefSeq names its product ring-box 1 (gene RBX1). Gene Ontology annotation, molecular function: zinc ion binding; cullin family protein binding; ubiquitin protein ligase activity. The record is from RefSeq and is a predicted model, not a curated record. Bases 64 to 390 code for a protein of 108 amino acids. The transcript has 5 exons. Gene Ontology annotation, biological process: protein ubiquitination; ubiquitin-dependent protein catabolic process. Gene Ontology annotation, cellular component: nucleus; cullin-RING ubiquitin ligase complex. NCBI's taxonomy places the organism in Eukaryota, Metazoa, Chordata, Aves, Passeriformes, Fringillidae.